Messenger RNA from Puma concolor (puma), 747 nucleotides. RefSeq names its product membrane-spanning 4-domains subfamily A member 8-like. Gene Ontology annotation, biological process: cell surface receptor signaling pathway. Gene Ontology annotation, cellular component: plasma membrane. The record is from RefSeq and is a predicted model, not a curated record. Lineage: Eukaryota; Metazoa; Chordata; Mammalia; Carnivora; Felidae.
AUGGCUUCAGCAGGACCCAUGGCCAAUUCCAUGUUUGUGGCGGCACCCCCCAACGGGUAUCCUGAGAUCCAAGGAGGCAUGUGUCAGGUGCCCCCGUAUCCCAGCAACCAGCCCCAAGUCCACCUCAUUCCUGUGAACCCCCCUGGUUUGAAGUCAUCUGUAACUGAGCAACCUGCCCAGAGAGCCUUGAAAGAGGGCAAAGUCUUAGGGGCCAUCCAGAUCCUGAUUGGCCUGAUCCACGUGGGCCUCGGCUCCAUCAUGGCCACCGUCCUCUCAGGGCACUACACAGCGAUCUCGUUCUACGGAGGCUUUCCCUUCUGGGGAGGCGUCUGGUUCAUCAUUUCAGGAUCCCUCUCAGUGUCAGCCGAAAAUCAGCCAAAAUCCUCUUACCUGCUGAAUGGCAGUUUGGGCUUGAACAUUGUCAGCGCAAUCUGUUCUGUGGUUGGAAUCACACUCUUCAUCAUGGAUAUGAGUCUCCCUCCCAUCUAUGCCCGCCCUGACUCUUAUCCCUACUAUGAUACCUGGGGUGUGACCCCCGGAGUGGCGAUUUCGGGCGUGCUGCUCAUUUUCUGUCUCCUCGAGUUCGGCAUUGCCUGUGCAUCUUCCCACCUGGGCUGCCAACUGGUCUGCUGUCAGCACAACGUGGGCGUGGUCCUCCCGAAUGUCUAUAUGGCAAACCCAGUGGUCGUCCCAGAACCGGUGAACUUGCCACUGACUUAUUCCAACGAGGCCCAGGGCUCCAGAUAA